AUGUUCACUCUGCCUCCGCUCACUCCUCUGCCUUCUUGCCAAACUGAUGUGGUCUGGAACGUGGCAAUGUCCUCUUGUCCUGAUGAAGACCAAGACUGGAUAGUUGGCAUCAAGUCCUUGGGUGAUCAGCUGAGUUUCUGCAGGCCUCGUCGCGAGUUGCGUUGGACCAAGAUCUCAACUCCUUUUGACAACUUUCCAACCUCAAAUCUCAUGUAUUCUAAGAAAGACAAAAAGUUCUACUUGCCUGGUCCUGGAGGCCACCACUUGUUAUCAUAUGAUCUCCACUUCAACUGUGAGUUCUAUGACCUGCAGUUUCGCGACUUUCCAGAGGCCCUUCAGUAUGACUCGGAGCUGCUGCCGGAGCUGUUUCCUUCUUGUUCCAGGACGGAUCACCUCGUGGAGUCACCCUCCGGAGAGGAACUUUUCCUCGUCAAAUGGUAUAUUAUUGUAUACUUAGUAGCAUAUGAAUAA
Arabis nemorensis is the source of this 471-nucleotide messenger RNA. The record is from the annotation of a GenBank genome assembly. NCBI's taxonomy places the organism in Eukaryota, Viridiplantae, Streptophyta, Magnoliopsida, Brassicales, Brassicaceae.